AUUGCUGAGUCAAAACCCUGCUAAGCUGCCAAAGAAUAACAAGUUAUACCAACUUGAUCCCAUUCUCGAGAAUGAACUGCUUAGAGUUGGAGGACGAUUAAGAAAGUCUAGUGCAGCAUUUGAGUUGAAACAUCCAGUAAUUCUUCCUAAGGAAGGCAUCGUCACACAACUAAUACUUGACCAUUGUCACAAGAAAACUCAACAUCAGGGCCGAGGUCAAACCUUGAAUGAGCUCAGAGCCAAUGGAUAUUGGAUAUUAGGUGCAAGCAAUGUAGUGGCUAAGAACAUCAAAAAUUGUGUUACUUGCAGAAAGAUGCGUAGAUCAGUCGAAGAACAACGUAUGGCUGACCUUCCAGCUGACCGAGUGGAACCCUCACCUCCAUUCUCGUAUUCUGGUAUCGACUGUUUCGGCCCCUUCUACACAAAACAAGGUCGGAAAGAAUUCAAGAGGUAUGGACUGUUGUUUACGUGCAUGAGUUCCAGGGCUGUACAUUUAGAGAUGCUAGAAGAUCUUUCCACCGAUGCAUUUCUGAAUGCCUUAAGAUGUUUCAUAGCAAUCAGAGGAGCUGUGCGACAGAUCAGAUCCGACCAAGGCACGAAUUUCGUGGGGGCUAAGAACGAGCUGGAGAAAGGUUUGAAAGAUCUGGAUCAAGAGAGGAUCACUACCUAUCUUGCAAGCAAACAAUGUGACUUCCUUAUGAAUGUUCCUGAAGCAAGCCAUAUGGGAGGUGUGUGGGAACGCCAAAUAAGGACUGUAAGGAGUGUGAUGAACGCUGUUCUGGCACAAGCUAAAGGAAGACUGGAUGACACUUCAUUAAGAACAUUUUUCUACGAGGCAAUGUCAAUUGUAAAUAGUCGUCCGCUUACCACAAACACAAUAAAUGACCCAAAGAGCAUUGAGCCUUUGACUCCUAAUCAUUUGCUCACGAUGAAGACCUCAGUGCCUCUUCCUCCUCCUGGCAAAUUUGUUCAGGAAGAUUUGUAUGCUAGGAAAAGAUGGAGGAGAGUGCAGUACCUGUCGGAACAGUUUUGGGGCAGAUGGCGCAAAGAAUACCUGGCCAACUUAAGCCUCAGACAGCAAUGGCACAGGCCUAGAAGAAAUGUUCAUGUUGGAGAUGUAGUAAUUCUCAAAGAGGACAAUGUUCCCAGAAAUGAAUGGAGACUAGCUAGAGUCGUUGAGACAAGUGCAGACGAUGAUGGGUUGGUGCGAAAGGUUAAACUCCAAAUGGGACAAAGGAAGUUAGGAAAAAAGGGUGAGCGACUGACACAAAUAUCCCUUUUGGAGCGUCCAAUCCAAAAAUUAGUAGUAAUAGUUGAAAACAACUCUUAAAUAAUGCGUGAAACCUCAAAAUGGGAUUAAACGGAUUAGUUUUGACGCAUCUAAAAUAGUUUAAUUCAAAUAAUGGUUAAAUAACACUGGUUGUGAAAGUGUUGAAAGAUGAAUGCAAGUUAAGUGACAGCUCAUAAGAAAAUUACAGGAUUCAUUUAAUUUGUUCAAGAUAUUACUGACAUAAAUCCUUUGUAAUUUUGGUGGCAGUGUAGCUGUCGCACAUAGUGUAUUUUCUUGCUGAAUAUUCAUCUUCUUUUGAAAGUUUUGUUUUGUUUGUUUUAUUAAUGUUGUAUAAUACUCUUUUGGGAAUUGUAUUUUAUUUGCAUGAUAGUUUGGUAAUAGUGACACCUACUGGAGAAAAUGAGUGACAUAAGACGUACUGGUCAUGUGAUUUGAUUUUGCGUGAACACGGAAAGAAAGAAGAAACUGAGAGACAUGAGGUGUCGCACACGAAUUGAGAGGUGUGAAAUUAAGAAGAGUUUUGAUCAAAAUAUGUCUCCUAAUGUCUCCUGAAUCCUGAUUAGAAGGCACACGUUUUUUCACGGUGUCCAUUUGAUGUUUGUGAUGGUAAAAUGUCCUAAUUCUUGAGAAGAAGAAGACAUUAAAUAUAAAA
Molecule: messenger RNA, 1943 nt
Organism: Pimephales promelas (fathead minnow)
Lineage: Eukaryota; Metazoa; Chordata; Actinopteri; Cypriniformes; Leuciscidae
Source: RefSeq, a predicted model, not a curated record